AUGUCCCCCAACGUGCCCGAGAAGUCAACAAUCCCAGCCGAGGUAGCAUUUGCCAAUGAUGCCGAGCCAUUCGUUCCGAAACCCUUGAUCAACGACCUGCUACGUACCCGCUACUGCAUCCUCGGUUCCAUUUUCCUUGUCGAAGGCGUCGAGUCCCUCCCUGUGCCACGGUCGAAGAGAUGGAGGGCCAUACGGUUGAUGCUGGGGGAUGGUGAGCUCUGUAUACAGGCUCUUCUUCGUGGAGAGAUGCAUCGUUUCCUAGACACUGGAGCUAUCCGCGUCGGCUGCUACGUCCGCCUGGGGGAAUUCUCGAUUCGUCUCCAGGACCUUGUCGGUGACGGCGAUCGAUCUGAAGGGACGAGGCAGAUGGUAUACCUCGUUGUUCACGAUCUGGUCACUGUUGGAUGGCAUAAAGCUCUCACAGAACCCGACGCAGUACCUCCAGCACUCCCAGAACACAAAGUCGAGGAGGAUAUUGUCUCUGAUAGCGACGUGGAAUCUGCUGACGAUGAAGAUGAAGAGGGAUUCGAGGUUAUGCAAGUGUCGGAGACAAAGGCAACACAACGCAGGGUGCAGGCCAGGAAUAAGGGAGGCCCUGUGGCCUUGCCACGCGACUGGACGGACCCGAACAUGCCACUGAAGCUGACUUCUCUACGAUCUAUCCCGAACUUGCCCUACAAGCAAAAUUGGUCUGUCAACGUUCUCGCAGUCGUCGCCUCUCUUUCCGAAAUCGAACCGUCCCACAUGCCGCCUCACCAUACACAACGAACUGCUCGACUUGUCGACCCUAGCACUAGCAAACAAGUCAUCUUGACCGUGUUUCUCGACGCUGAGGCCUUCGCCCCCAAGAUUGGAAGUGUCAUACUCCUCGUCGGUGUCAAGAACCAUCGGUUUGAUGGUGGCUGCCUCAAGAAAUAUGUCAGCGACAAGCCUAAACCCGGCAAUAGGUGGUGGUUCGAAGAGCCCCGACAGUUUGACUGGUGCGACGUGAACGGGCUGAAGCAGUGGUGGCAGCAGUCGGGUUUACAAGGAACUGCGCUCAAGGCGCAUGACUCGGGAGGGACACACUUGAUCCAUACGCAUGAUGCCGAAUGA
Messenger RNA from Colletotrichum phormii, 1095 nucleotides. RefSeq lists its product as uncharacterized. The record is from RefSeq and is a predicted model, not a curated record. Bases 1 to 1095 code for a protein of 364 amino acids. The transcript has 2 exons. NCBI's taxonomy places the organism in Eukaryota, Fungi, Ascomycota, Sordariomycetes, Glomerellales, Glomerellaceae.